AUGGAGCCUGUACAGUCUCUCAUCUCCUCAAAGUCUUCGGACUCGGGUCUCCACAUCCAGCUUCACCCACUGGUGCUUCUCACAAUCUCCGACCACAUCACCCGCCAUGCCGCACGACAACAGCAGGGUCCGAUCCUUGGGGCUCUGUUAGGCCAACAGAAUGGGCGAGAGAUAACCCUGGAGCAUGUAUUCGAAUGUCCAGUUACAACGGGGGAGAAUGGAGAAGCGCUCUUGCCUUCAACAUGGUUUGAGGAGCGACUGAAGCAGUUCAAAGAUGUCCACAAAGAUCCCGCUCUUGACCUUGUGGGAUGGUGGUCAACUGCUCCCCCAUCCGGACCCGAUGCCUCACACAUCCCUCUUCACAAACAGAUCCUCCAAGAUCACAACGAGUCGGCCGUCUUCCUAGCAUUCCACCCAUCAGAGGUCCAGUCGAGGGAACACGGUGCUAAGCUUCCAUUAGCAAUUUACGAGACUGUGCUUGAAGGGGAAAAUGCCGCCGAUGCGGGUAAGGAUAUGCAAAUCGAUGGCGAGGAGCCAACACUCAACAUUCGGUUCCGCGAGCUACCAUAUUCUGUGGAGACGGAGGAGGCUGAAAUGAUCGGUGUUGAUACUAUCGCCCAAACUGCUGGAACAGCUUCCCGGACCGAGAUUCCUAGUCAGGGCACCAGUGCUUCUGCGGGCCAGAAACUGGCGGACAAGGAACAAAAGAGCUCACAGGCCGAGCUAACACAAGAGGAAGAAGAGCUGAUCGCAAACCUUAAUACCCGCCUUAACGCCAUCCGCACUCUUGAAUCUCGAAUCUCCCUCAUCAAAUCCUACGUCUCCAGCAUCUCCGCCACAGACUCAUCCGCAGCGGCACAAGACGACCCAAGCAGCCCAAAGCUGUCGCACCCCAUCAUCCGCAACAUCAACUCCCUCAUCUCACAUCUCUCCAUCCUCUCGCCCCACGAACAAAGCUCCUUUGCAACAGAAGUACUUUCCCAAAGCAACGAUGUCACGCUAGUCUCUCUACUCGGCCAACUGGGUGAAAGCGUCAAGGCCAUGCGCGAGCUGGGUCGAAAGUCAGCUGUUGUGCAGGCUGCGCGCCACAGCGCAAACUCGCGCAAGCAACCAAAUCUAGCAGCAAGGGCCUUUGAGGAUGAGCUUUUUGCUCAUGGCAUUCCUCCUAGUGGAGAGGCGGGGGGGAUGUAUUCGUGA
Messenger RNA from Penicillium subrubescens, 1197 nucleotides. RefSeq names its product COP9 signalosome complex subunit 6. Bases 1 to 1197 code for a protein of 398 amino acids. The record is from RefSeq and is a predicted model, not a curated record. Gene Ontology annotation, cellular component: COP9 signalosome. Gene Ontology annotation, biological process: protein deneddylation. Gene Ontology annotation, molecular function: metallopeptidase activity; protein binding. The transcript has 3 exons. NCBI's taxonomy places the organism in Eukaryota, Fungi, Ascomycota, Eurotiomycetes, Eurotiales, Aspergillaceae.